AAUGUUGACGUAUUUUUCAUUCCUUUUGUCAUAGGAAUACGAGAUAAGGAUUCGAGUGUUGUCGCUGGAUCUGGAUAUGAAACUUGUUUUCCCCGACAAAAGAGGCUCUCGAGAUUUGAACGGUCCACCUUUUGGGAACGAUCCACCGAACCUUGGAAAGAUUCUCAAGUGCAAAGAACUACCGGAGUACCCUGGGAAUAUGACAUGUUCUGAGUACCAAGAGUACAAACGGAAAGAACCAGGAUUGAUCACUCGAGUGGGGACGAUGAUAAAAAACACGUGGAGCUUUACGGUGACGACAGUGGUUGAAACUUGGAGUAUGUGUUCUAACGGCGUUGGAACAACGGCUAAGAACAUUUGGAAUGUAUUGAAAUGGAUGAUGGAUUUGGUCGGUAAAGCUUGGAAAGGAAUGUUGGAGUGGUUCGGUAGAAUUAGGAAAGGAUUGACAGAUUACGUCGGUGAAAUCUGGAACGGAAUGAAAAGGUGGGCGGGACGGAUUUUUUUAACGAUGAUGUGGGCGGAUGAAUAUGUUUACCAUGGAGGCUUACAGGUGGCCGAGUGGUACUGGGACUAUACCGAAUGGUUGACAGGGCUGACUUGGAACGGAACGGAAUGGAUUUGGGAUCAGAUUCGAUGGUUGAACGGCGUCUCAAAGGAAAAUGCUUCAUGGCUAGCUGAGAAUGCAUGGAUUGGAUCAAAACAGUGGGCCGAGUGGGCAUGGGGGGAAGCGAAACGGUUAGCGGACUGGUCUUGGAAAACGAUUAAAAGGAAUUGUAAACCACUUGAACCUGCGCUUGAGUACGUUUUGGAGACGGGAGAAGUUCUGAUCAAGUUUUACAAUGAAUAUGUUCACGGUGAGUAGAAAGCCUUGAGAGAAAUACCCCAACGAACUCUGUGAAAAUCCUUGGAAAUAUUCCUGUAUACUCGAGAGAUGGCCAAAUCAAGCUUCAAUUUCUUUGAUGUAAUUUUUUUG
Pocillopora damicornis (cauliflower coral) is the source of this 973-nucleotide messenger RNA. RefSeq lists its product as uncharacterized. Lineage: Eukaryota; Metazoa; Cnidaria; Anthozoa; Scleractinia; Pocilloporidae. The record is from RefSeq and is a predicted model, not a curated record.